CCCAGCAGUCUUAGCCCAACAGUGCCGUAAACGACACGCCCAGUCGCAAAGCUGAACGGUGACGUUUGCAAAUCUGAUGUUUGUGCUUUGUGGCUGUUUGCUGGAAACGCCACAUCUCAAACAACAAAACACAAGGUUUAUUCAGAAGAAAUGUCGACGUUAAGAUAUUAAAAAGAAAAUCCGGGACGCUUGACGCGGAUUCACGCUUACUGGCUUCAAACCUGCUACCUGGAGGCCUGUUGUGAGAGGAAAUCCCCGGACUGAACUGCGACUCCAGGCCGGUCUGAGAGGACAUGCCACCGGAGAGAAAGCUGUUCAUAGCUCGCCUUUCUUCGCGUGUUUUACCCCUAAAACAAACGGCUUGCCAUUUCCGAAGCGUUUACAACUGAGGACUCGAAUCCUUCAGGAUGAACCGUUACCUGCCAGUGGCACGGCAGCACUUUUUUAGUGCACUCGCAAGCACGAGCGUGGUGGUCAAGUCCAUAUGUGCCACAGUGAUCCUGAUGUACCUGCUCUCCUGGGCAGCUAACACCCCUUACCUGCUUGGCGUCACACCUGGCUUCCUUUUUCCACCAAACUUCUGGAUUUGGACGCUUCUGACCCAUGCAGUGGUGGAGCAACACAUUCUCGGCGUGGCGGUGAACAUUGCUACUGUGAUGGUUGCUGGACGGCUUUUGGAGCCAUUAUGGGGAGCGCUGGAGCUGCUGAUCUUCUUUGCUGUGGUAAACGUAGCAGCCGGUCUCCUAUCUGGACUCUCUUAUCUUCUCACCUACGCUGCCACCUUUGACCUGGACUACCUGUUUGCUGUGCGGGUGUAUGGUGCACCCACUUUUCUGGGGGGCAUUCUUGUAGCACUGAAGCAGACUGCGGGAGACACAACAGUGCUUCGAGUUCCUCAAGUACGUUUGAAAGCCGCCCCGGCGCUAGCUUUACUAGCAAUAGCCGUCCUGCGGCUAGCAGGACUGCUGGACACUUCAGCUCCACUAGCAGCAUGCGGGUACGGCGCUCUGUCCGGGUGGGUUUACCUGCGCUUCUACCAGAGGCACUCUAGGGGGCGUGGAGACAUGUCAGACCACUUUGCCUUCGCCUCCUUCUUCCCAGAGGCACUCCAGCCGGCUGUUGGCUUUGCAGCUGGGCUUGUGCACGCUGCCCUUGUGAAGAUAAAAGUUUGUCGUAAGAUGGUGAAGCGAUAUGAUGUUGGGGCUCCAUCCUCCAUCACCAUCAGCCUACCAGGCACAGACCCACAAGAUGCAGAAAGG
Sinocyclocheilus grahami is the source of this 1259-nucleotide messenger RNA. RefSeq names its product transmembrane protein 115-like. The record is from RefSeq and is a predicted model, not a curated record. The annotation marks the transcript as partial. Gene Ontology annotation, biological process: retrograde vesicle-mediated transport, Golgi to endoplasmic reticulum. The transcript is spliced from 2 exons. Gene Ontology annotation, cellular component: membrane; Golgi apparatus. NCBI's taxonomy places the organism in Eukaryota, Metazoa, Chordata, Actinopteri, Cypriniformes, Cyprinidae.